AUGCCCGAACCCGCCAAGUCUGCGCCCAAGAAGGGCUCCAAGAAAGCGGUCACCAAGACGGCCGGCAAAGGAGGUAAGAAGAAGAGAAGGACCAGGAAGGAGAGCUACGCCAUCUACGUGUACAAGGUGCUGAAGCAGGUCCACCCCGACACCGGGAUCUCCUCCAAGGCCAUGAGCAUCAUGAACUCCUUCGUCAACGACAUCUUUGAGCGCAUCGCCUCCGAGGCCUCCCGUCUGGCUCACUACAACAAGAGAUCCACCAUCACCUCCAGGGAGAUCCAGACCGCUGUGCGCCUCCUGCUGCCCGGUGAGCUGGCCAAGCACGCCGUGUCCGAGGGAACCAAGGCUGUGACCAAAUACACCAGCUCCAAGUAACCAGCUCUGCUGCUGAUGCUCCAACCCAACGGCUCUUUUAAGAGCCACUCACUGCAUCUGGAGAGCUUUGAUCAUGACUGCUAUAUUUUUACAGAACAAAGAAAUAGUGGAAAUGAUUUCAAGAAGGUGAGAAAUUUUGGAGAUGAAGGGGUUAAUUAUUUUUUAUUUAAGAACCUUGUGAAUGAUCAUCUCAAAGUAUUAGAUGUCAGAUUCUUUCUUCUUGCUGGCUCCUUUUCAGUCAAGUUCAUUUGUGCAGCACAUUUCAACAACAUUGCAGUUUCAAAGCUUUACAUAAUAAAAAAA
Molecule: messenger RNA, 678 nt
Organism: Xiphophorus maculatus (southern platyfish)
Lineage: Eukaryota; Metazoa; Chordata; Actinopteri; Cyprinodontiformes; Poeciliidae
Product: histone H2B 1/2-like
Exons: 1
Coding region: 1-375 (124 amino acids)
Cellular component (GO): nucleosome
Molecular function (GO): DNA binding; structural constituent of chromatin; protein heterodimerization activity
Source: RefSeq, a predicted model, not a curated record